This is a messenger RNA of Cladocopium goreaui, 6288 nucleotides long. The record is from the annotation of a GenBank genome assembly. Lineage: Eukaryota; Dinophyceae; Suessiales; Symbiodiniaceae.
AUGACCGUUCUCGAACUCGCUCUACAUAUGACCAGAGGUGCCAGCGAAAGGGCUUUGACCAAGGCCAUGGAAAUGAAUGAGUUGGAUAUUGGGAACCAAGGUGAACGCGUUGAAGAACGCAUCGAUAUCAUUCGACUCUUGUUGGAAAAGGGCUUCUUGUGGGGAAGUGGCGACCUGAUUUGCAAAGUGGUCCCCAAGGAGAAUGGCUACCGCAGCAUCGUGCGGCAGGCGUUUGCACGGGCCAUCUUGCAUGAUUCGGUGCGAGACAUGAUACACCUGAACCGCAGCCGCAUCAAAUUCCUGCAAAACCAUUGCGCUGGUGUUGGCAUGGACGGUGUGGUCUGGAUCAUGGGGGAGGCAUCGGGUGCUUUUACGCUACUGGGAUUGCUGAGUCAAAAAACAGUACUUAUGGAGGCAGCACAGGAUGGUACCAACCACGAUGAAGCCUUCAUCAAUUUUCCCGAACUGAUUCGUCUGCACCGGGUGCUGCAAGCACCUAUAACCACUGUGGAUCCGGAUGGUUGGAAUGCCGAAAUGCUGGCAGCUCGGGCUUUGAACAAGGAACAUGUGAAGUUUCUGCAGGAAGCCACAGUGGAGAUGUGGCAUGACUGGGGAAGCGAUGCCUUCAACUUUUUCAUAGUGGGAAAAAUGGCUUCGGAGCAGUUCUCAAGUGUUUGUAUUUUCCUGGCUCUUCAUGUCACUUCACUGGCCUACAUUGGAGCUUUCUUCUUUAUUUGCGGUUGGCUUUUCGAUCUUUCUCUAUUCCUGUGCAACAUGUUGUUCAAUCGAAGCAAGCUGGACAGAUUGCUUUCUUGGCUUCCAGUUUUGGCGCGGUGCAGGUGUACUUUUCUAGGUGCUGAAAUGUUUCUACGGGUAUUGUGGCUUCUCACACUUAACGCGGCAUUUCUGAACCUCCCACCAGAGUUUACGAUUGUCUGGGAGAAACACGUCAGUCCGUUUGAAAUCCCUUCAGUCAGCAAGUGGAAUCCUCUGCCUGCAACGGUGCAUUCAAUUUGCUGCUUCUGCAUUCUCUUGGUGCUCUUGUUUGGACUUCCCGAUUACGCAGCUGCUCGACGCGCUGCAGAGGAUGAAGAAGAAUACCCAGCUGCUGCCGUCCCAGAGGACAGGUAUCAAGAUCCGACGUGCCACUUGAUUGGUUGCAUUUGUGUCUUUGGGCUCAUGACCCUUCUGAUGAUUAUCUACUUGCAGAUAGUGCUUCGGCCAAUGGAAAUGGAUCCCUGGAAAAUGGGUCUGUGGUGCGGCUCGCUAUUGGUUCAGAUCAAGAUCACCCUAGAGGAUGCUCUGUCCCCUCGAGCGCAGCAGGAUCUGCAAGUCGCAUUUAAGGCCGAUGUGUUGGAAGAGAGCAAUGUGGAAGAUCGUUAUCAAGCUGUUCGGCAUGUGAUGCAUCACUGGCACAGGUGGGCAUGCUGCAUGGUGACACCUUUGAACACGAAGAUUUGGUGCCUGCUGAUGUUCGCCCGCCAGCAUCGGCUGCGCAUCUCUCGCGAAGAUGGCGCUGCAGAAGUACAGUGGUCCUGGCUGGAAAUCACAUGUCGUUUCGCCAUGUCCUACAUCUCCAAUGGGUUGUACAAGGCCAUUAUUGUCUACACUUUACCCUUGUGGUUGUGCCGCGGAGGCCUCACAGACUUUGUUUUGAACGCCUUCGCCACGGUUUACAUUGUUGAACUGGACGACUUGACGAGUCGCGAUGAAUGGAGGCUGUUGCUGGAGGAGAUUGCUUUCGAGUGCCUGAUGUCGCUGGUUUUCACAGCUUUGGCUGGGAUUUUCCUAGCAAUCCCUGCCCAAGUCUACGCACAGGCCUUGCAGGCUGAACCGGCUGAAGUUGAGAUUUGCUUCAAGCGCGCGCAGCAGAACAAAACCGUGGACCCCUACUGCGGCAAGAGAUGGGCGCUGAUCAACGACGCCACCGUGCCGGAGUUCUGGGAAGUGCACGAAUUGGAGUUCUAUUGGGAUAGCCAGUGCAGCCUGCCAUUCCCGCAGGGUCUGCCCAUCGCGUCGUCGCGCAUCAACGGCAACGACGAGGACUUGGCCUGGGACAAGAACCUGCUGACGAAGUGGUCCGCCGAUUGCAACCGGAUUCUGGGAGGCUGCAGCCCUCGGACGCAGUGGGUGGGCAAAAACAUCGGUGACUCGAUUCCGCUGAACAAGGAACCUGUGGAGAAAUUUGCCCAGGUGAGAUGCAUGCGGAUGUAUCAGUCACCCAAUGCCACGCGACAGUCGUCCUCGGUGAGCAUCAUCACAAUGGAGAAUGAGAGCUUGAGUAGUUGGCACAUCAUCUACUCCUACGGUGACCUGGCGGGCGGCGCCUGGCACACGCGGCCCGCGCGCGAGGAGUCGCUCUGGCGCAUCUGGAACUUGGAUCCGAUGCCCAGGCCCUGGCAGGUGGCGGAAGUGAUGUUCUUCACGGAUCUGUUCUGCGAAGAAAACAAGCAAGCGAUUGGAACCCCCAUCUCGAAUGGUGCCUACUUCGAGGAGACCUGCAUUACGGAGCGCACCUGCGAUCAGUAUACCGCCAGCAAGGCCUUCGAUGGCAUCAAGAUGCCAGGCUAUAUCCUGCCUCGCCUCGAGGGGAAAUUCAUCGCCAACUGUGAGUUCUGGGCCGGCUGCGCCGCGAAACAGGUGUGGAUCGGCCUGGAUUUUGAUGUGCUGCCGAAGACCGUGCGCUGCAUUCGGAUCAACCAACCGGUGCACGAAGGCUUUGACGAAGGAUGGGGUGUGCCUCAUUUCACCUCGAGGAUUCUGUUGCAAAGUUGGGAUGGCUUCAAAUGGGAAGACCGCAACGUCUUCAGCGGCCUGGGACAGGGCGGCUGGAAUGACACCAUGCCUUUAGAGCGGACCAGUUGGCGAAUUGCCAACUUCGAUCGGAUCCUGCUGUCCUGGAGGGUCUACGAGUUGGAAUUCUAUGACAACGAGGAGUGCGCCGGCACGAAGAUCAGGGGUGAAUCCGUGAACUCCAAUCCAGCUCUGUUGUCGCAGGCCCAGCAAGCGGCUUGUUGGACAGACCUGGGCAGCUGCGCGGAUAACGUCUUCGAUCAAAAGAUCGAGACGGGCUGGGAAUCCUCCUGCAGCCCCUGCGACCAACGUGGCGCCUGGGUCGGGCUGCGCUUUGCGCAGGCUACUGAGGUGAAGUGCUUCAGGCUGCUGCAGAGUGAAGAUGUGAAGCACCGCACGGAUGCCUUGGAACUGGCCGAGUGGAUGGGCGAUCAUUGGGAAACCCGCCGCUUCGAGUCUGGCGUGGGAGGAGGAACUUGGAACCGACGUCCUAGUGGUGUGUCCACUAUGUGGCGCUUGCUGAACAUCGUGGAUACCGAAAGGCCUUGGACAGUGACCGGCUUGGCCUUCUAUGCAGAUGAGGUGUGCAACAUUCCAAUCUAUGGGAGCCCCAUCACCAAUGGCAAUGAGAAACUCUACCGCGCAGAGGAUGCGUUUGACGAUCACAUUGAAACUCAGUGGAUCACUUCAUGCACUCCAGCCUUCACAGGGCACCAGGGGUGCAUGGCCAACAGCGCCUGGUUGGGUCUGCAGAAGAAGGACUCCUUUAAGGUCUCGUGCAUGCGGCUCUAUCAGACGCGGGAACGGCUGAAACAGGCCUCCACUGCGGUGCUUCAGGUGUGGGACGGCCUGGUGUGGACUGCCUCCAAGGACCACCCCAUCUUCACCGAGCUGGGCGGUGGCGCCUGGCAGGUGCUGCCCGGGCUGCGCGCCUCGAUGUGGCGCGUGCUGGCAGAUCCGGCCCCCGGCGGCCACGGCGUGGGUAUCUCGGAGAUCACGUUCUACCGAAAUCCCGAUUGCACCGAUCUCAUCCAUGCCUCGAUUCCCAACAUCAUGCCUAUCUGUUCGGGCUAUGCAACCAGCCGCGAGAUCGGGGACAAGACCGGCUACACGAAUCACUAUUCCAGGAUGGGUGAGCUCGCCACAGCGGACCCCAUGCGCGCCUUCGACGGCGAGCUGCAUACCUUCUGGGCGGACGUGGCCGGAGAACGCGCCUGGCUGGGCCUGGACUUCUCGUCUCAGGUCUCUGAUGUACAGUGCAUUCGCGUCGCCUUCCCCGGCAUCCGAUCCCUGCAACCCAACAGUGGAGAACUGCAGGGCUGGAAUGGGAACACGUGGAGGGCGAUGAAUACGCGGUCCCUGAACAUUUUCAACAUGGACUCGGUACUACUGUUGCCGCUGCCGGCCUUAGGAGGGCAGGGCUUUCAGAGGCGCCCUGCGCCGCCGAACUCCAUUUGGAAGGUGCAGAAUGUGCCGCCGAUCCCAGGGUGGAAGGUCUUCGAGUUGGCCUUCUACACGGACCUGGCCUGUCGUGGCGACGCCGUCCAGGGCGAGGCGAUCAGCAGCGCGGAGGAUGCAGCACUGGGGGAUCAGUUCAGUGGCCACAAAAACCCGCUGAAAGCCUUCGAUGGCGACACUCUGUCCUUCUGGGAAGCCCAUUGCCGUGUGGGCCCCACUGGCCCCGUGUGCGGCAGCGGUGAAGCUUGGCUGGGCUUGGACCUGAAUGGCGUUGGGCGCAAGAUCCAAUGCAUUCGCAUCAUGCAGAGCGGUCUCCGGCUACAACAGGUGACCUCGGUCGCUCUGGCGGCCUGGACGGGCGGCGCCUUCGAGAUGCAGAACGAGUUCAACGGCCUAGGCGGCGACACGUGGAACCGCCGCCCCAUGCCGCCGGACACCAUGUGGCGUGUGGCGUAUGGACAGCGGUCCAGCACCGUGUGCUUGGGAAUGGAGGAACGUGGAUGGCAUCGAUCCUGGGGAGUCUCAGAGGUGGAAUUCUAUGGCGACGACGCCUGUUCGGUGAAGCUCCCGGGCCCCGCGGAGGGCGUGGACGUGGUGGCCAGCGGCACGCGCGAGGCCGGCAUCGCGCCGCUGAGCGGCACGGGGCCGCACCUGGCCUUCGACGGGCUCGUGGGCACCACGUGGACGGCGCAGUGUGGCGCUGGAUCAAGGGCCAAUGAGGAGGCAGACUGCAGAGAAGGCAUGGAGUGGGUUGGACUGGACUUCAGCACCAUGUUCGAUGGGCUGCCGGUGAUGGUGCGCUGUAUGAAGCUGAUGCAGUCGCGCAAUCCCAGCAGCGACUGCUGCGACCCUGCCGAGAGUGUGACCCUGGACCGUUGGAACGGCACCCACUGGGCCCAUGCCUCCUGGCGCCACGUCUCGGACACCGGGGAGGUCUUCAGCAUCGAGGGCCUCUAUGGCCGCGUGGCGCCCUGUCCCGAGCUCUCGGCCGAGCAGGCGCAGGCGGCGCUCAGCGGCUUGAGCAGCGGAGUGGUGUCGGCACCGGCCAUCACCACGCGGAGCCGGAGGCAGAGCGACGUCUGCGAGAUUCCCAAUCCGGGCUCGGUGAAGUUGCUGGCGGAUCCUUUCUGUGAGAAGCACCCGGAGUGUGCCAAGGCUGGCUAUGUGGGAAACUGCUGUCCGAUUGCCGGAAGCACUUCCAGAUGUUGCUGCGCCUUCAAUCUCAACACCGAGGUCUUUGAGGACGAGAUCCUGGACGCGAAGAUUGCGGCGGAGCUGAUGGGCGAAGCUCCGGUAGGUUUUGAGAUGAUCAUCAUCCAAUCCGCGACGGUCUUGCCUUUCAUCGGAGUGAUCUUUGCAUUGGUCUUCCUGAUCAUCUACAUGAUUCCGAAACCUCCGUCGCGUGGAGAUGGCACGACCAGCUGUGCUGAGAGGAUGUGGUAUCGCCUCUGUGGACCCACCCACAGGUGGCUCCAAGGAGGGGGUCUGAUCCCCACGCUUCUGUAUCAGCUGGUACGACACAGCUUGUUGGAUCGCUGGUGGACCUUGGUCUUGAAGAGGCUUCUGCUGCUGUUGCUGGGCUUCCUCAUUGGUUCCAUGCUGAUCUGGGCCGUGCUGUCGUACUUGAUGUCGGAGGUUCUUACGAGGCUGGUCUUGGCGUGCAGUUUCUUCAUCCGAUGGUCCAAGUCGCGCUACAAUCCCAAGAACCCUGCACAGAGGAAGCGAAUGGCGGUGGUGCUGGGUUUGCCCCUGGGGGAUCCGGAGAGUCAAUCUUUGGCGAUCAAACCGCCCAACAUCGCCAACAUCGUCUUCGCCAUCGUGCAGACGGUGGUGCAGGGGCUGCAGGAACUCAUACAGGCGCUCUCAGAUUGUUUUCCCUUCCAGGCCACAAGUCUGAUCACGGUGCAAAUCGGGGAUGGUCCCCGUGGCAGCAAGAGUUAUCCAACUCAAGGCAAAGGCUGGAUGCAAAUGCUCCUAUGGAUUUUGGGACCCCUGGUCCAAGCAGUAUGUGCGACCUCGCACCAAGCCUAUGGCUAA